UACACAACUAAAAAACUUAAGCCAUUUAAUAGAAAUUAGAUGGAAUGAAAUAAAUGGAACACCAAGUUGUACAGUUAUCACACUAGUUACUAUACUGUUGACAUCUUAAGACAUUAUUCAAAAACGAAAAUUCAGAUCACAAUAAAUGCAUAGUUCGCAACUCGUGAAUGGGUGUUUAGUCAACGUUAAGUUGGUUAUCCAGCAACAAGUAUUCACAAAUAAUUCGUAAUUACCUAAAUCACCUUUAGCUCAAAUUGUUCUAACCCCUUGUUUCUCUUUUUUUUGUUGAAAAAAACACAUGUAACUACACGUAACUACAGCUCUUCCUUUCUUCAAUGAAUAAUAAAAGAUCAAAUGAUGUUAGUAUCAUUCCUAAAUCAGAUAUUCGUCAAUUGAUUAGAGUUACAAAGCCACAAGCUCAACGGACUAUUGAUCAUCCUCAUGUGAGAUAUAAUCAACUCGGUCGGAUAUCAUGCAUUCUAUGUGGUGUGCAAAUCAAAUCAGAAUUUGCUUGGACUGCACAUAUACUCAGCAAGUCGCAUAAACAAAACGAACUACGUGGAAUCCAAUUGCCCACUAAACGUCCUACUACAGGAGCCAAAGCAAUUGACGAGGUAACCUGUAAAUCGGCGAAAGUUGAAAACGAAGUUAAGUCAGACGAGAAAGAUUCGGAUGCUAACCAACACAACAACUUACCAACGUUAAUUCCCAGUGAAAAAAUAUGUGAAAAAAAUCCUGCAGAGAAAAAAGUAGAAUCGCAAUCUCAACUCCCAGAAGGUUUUUUUGAUGACCGAUAUAAGGAUGCAAAAGUUCGAUGUGUUCCAUAUAAGGAUAAAAUGGCAGAAGAGUUGGAACUUUUUCAAAAAGAAAUGAUUGCUCUGGAAAAGCACUCAGAAGAAAUCAUGGAAAAAGAAAGUGAAGCAUCAGUAUCUGAACGAAAUUUGGCUGAAAUAAAUGAACAAAUAAUGAAAUGGGAAAAAAUCAAACAAUUAGAAAAUGAAAAAGAUUUAUACGAAAUGCGAUUAAAGAAAAAACUAACAGACAGUAUAAAUCAAUUUAAAAAACUCGAAAACCAUAUAGACAUCAAGAUAAAAAAGGAACAAUGCUACACAGAAGACGAUGGUGACGGUGAUUAUAAUAAUAAUAAUCAUGGUGGUGAUGAUGAUGAGGAUGAUAAUGAUGAUGAUGAAGACAAUAUCUCCGAUGAAUUAAAUAAUUUCCGAACAAAAAAUACAAUUUAA
Molecule: messenger RNA, 1241 nt
Organism: Schistosoma intercalatum
Lineage: Eukaryota; Metazoa; Platyhelminthes; Trematoda; Strigeidida; Schistosomatidae
Source: the annotation of a GenBank genome assembly